This is a messenger RNA of Dacryopinax primogenitus, 854 nucleotides long. RefSeq names its product NADH dehydrogenase. Gene Ontology annotation, molecular function: NADH dehydrogenase (ubiquinone) activity. The coding region runs from base 1 to 822 and encodes 273 amino acids. The record is from RefSeq and is a predicted model, not a curated record. Lineage: Eukaryota; Fungi; Basidiomycota; Dacrymycetes; Dacrymycetales; Dacrymycetaceae. The transcript is spliced from 6 exons.
AUGGCAUCGAGGGCCGCUGCAGUCUUGUUACGAGGCGCUAAAGCGGCACGGCUUGCACCCAGACCUGCGCUGAGGAGCGCGGCGGCGUACACCACCACAGCUAGGAGAUUAGCGAGCGAAUCGCCGUUCAAGGAGCCUGCCGGGGCCGAUGACUAUCUAGCACGCUAUGCGCCCAUCACGGGGGAUAUGCACAAAUAUGGUGCAUACUUACUCCAAUGCCUUCCCAGAUUCGUCCAACAAUUCAGCGUGUACAAGGACGAGCUCGUCCUGUAUACCGCGCCUUCCGGUGUCAUCCCCGUCCUCACUUUCCUGCGCGACCACAGUCAGUGCCAGUACAAGUCUGUCAUGGACAUCGCUGGUGUCGAUUACCCUACGAAGGCGAAUAGGUUCGAGGUGGUGUAUAACUUGUUGAGUGUUAAGUAUGGGACGAGGAUACGGGUGAAGACGUAUGCGGACGAGGUCAACCCUGUGCCUACUGCUACGGGCGUUUUCAGGGGUGCGGACUGGUACGAGCGAGAGGCCUGGGACAUGUACGGCAUCUUCUUCCAAGAUCACCCGGAUCUGCGGAGGAUCUUAACAGACUACGGCUUCGAAGGUCAUCCUUUCCGCAAGGACUUCCCUUUGACUGGAUAUGUGGAGGUCAGGUACGACGACGAGAAGAAGCGUGUUGUCUAUGAGCCCUUGCAGAUGACUCAAGCCUUCAGGAACUUUGGGGAUGGGCUCAGCCCGUGGGAGAUGGUUGGCGAUGGAAAGGAUGUUAAGCCUGAGCAAUUCAAAAUCAAGCCUCCUCCGCCGCCCAAGACUGAAGAGCAGAAGAAGUAGCGCUACUGUAGUAUAUGAUGCAGUGUUAAAAC